CUCUCUGGAAAGAGCAGCUGUGGGGCACGGUGCAAUGGAAGCAGCUGCGGUGGGGAAGGGGAGGGCCAAUGCAAUACACCUUCCCCUCCUCACCCCAAGAACCACCCCCGCAUUCAUAAGGACAUGCAACGUCUCUCAGUGCAACCCCUUGGCGCGGGGCGGACAGACUCCUUCUGCAGGCAGGCCGGGCGAUGCCGCCACGGCGGGGGGCGGCUCGGGCUCUCCCGGGCCUGAGCUGCUAAUCCCUUAAUCUGCAGAGGAAGGGAAGGGACCCCGGGCGGCAGCUGCAAUCCCCGCAGUCUCCGGCCUCGGGCUCCCGCCCCCAUUAGCCGCCUGCAGCAGCCAGCGGCCUCCUCCCAGGUCCCCCACCCUGGUCAUGUGACCAGCCCGGCAAGUUAGGGACCCGGAGAGGGAGGGACACAGCAGGGCGCGCGGGCGGCGGCUGCAGCGCGAGCCGCCCGGAUAGAACGUUCCCCGGUAGCUGCAUUUGGCGCGAGCCGCCCCGGAUAGAACGUUCCCCGGGAGCAGCAGCGGCGCGAGCCGCCCCGGAUAGAACGUUCCCCGGGAGCUCCUCGCUCCUCCUGGGUCCCCGCCUGUCCCGCCGCGAGAGGCUGGGGGCUUGCAGCGAGGGCUCCGCGGAGGGGGGGAGGAGGAUGGAGGGGCGGGUGUGAGGGGGGGGGCCCCCUUGGAGAACAGCCGCCGCAGCCUUCCCAAGAGGAGGAGGAGGAAGCAGCCGCGGAGGCGAGGGACAGAGAUGGCCAACGACUCCGUUCAGGGCGAGCAGAGCUGGUCAGUCCUGGAGCAGCUAGCGCUCGAUCCCAGCCCCGACCUGGCGGCCAGCAGCAUCCAGCAGCGCCUGGACGAGGAGAAGGACCGGAUCCGACGCGAGAUCCGCAAGGAGCUGAAGAUCAAGGAGGGGGCGGAGAACCUGCGCCGGGCCACCACCGACCGCCGGAACCUGGCCAGCGUGGAGAGCGUGCUGCGCGGCUCCGACCGCAAACUGCACCAGCUGCACUGCCGGCUGCAGCACCUGGACGCCCACAUCAUGGUCAAGGAGCCUGAAGAGAGUGGAGAUGCCCCCCAGUCGCCCGACACCCUGAGCCGCUCGGCCGCCAACAAGCACCGCCUGGCCGGGCUGGAGAAGCAGCUGAACAUUGAGCUGAAGGUGAAGCAGGGAGCAGAGAACAUGAUCCAGAUGUACACCAAUGGCUCCACCAAGGACCGGAAGCUGCUGCAGACAGCCCAGCAGAUGUUGCAAGACAGCAAGACCAAGAUCAACAUCAUCCGCAUGCAGAUCCGCAAAGCUGCGCAGGCCGACGUGGUGCCGCCUGAUGGGGAGGACGGGCAAGGGAACCUGGACCUGAGCUGCACGGAGCUGCGCAUCGAGGAGCUGCGCCACCAUUUCCGCGUGGAGCACGCCGUGUCCGAGGGGGCCAAGAAUGUGCAGCGGCUGCUGGGCUCUGCCAGGACGCCAGACCGCAAGGCCAUGGCUGAGGCUCAGGCGAAGCUGACCGAGUCGAGCCAGAAGCUGGACCUGCUGCGCCUGGCGCUGGAGCGGCGCGUGGGGGAGCUGCCCGAGGAGCACCCCAAGGGCUGCAUCAUCAAGGAGGAGCUGAUCAUGGCCUCCUCGUCCGCCUUCAGCGCCCGCAACAGCAUCCCCUACCAGCACAACCAGUACAGCACGCUCUGCAAGCCCUCGCCCCUCACAGGGAUGCUGGAGGUGCAGCUGCUGGGCUGCAGCGGACUGCUGGAGUUGGUGCCUGGCCGGACCCGUGGUGCUACUGUCUCACUGCCAUGCAACAACCCCGGCGAGGUGCGUCCCUACUUCAUGAACCGCAGCGGGCGGGGGCUCUACAGCCGCAGUGGCAGCCUGAGCGGCCGGACUGUCCUCAAAUCCGAUGACUUCAGCAAUGAGGUGAGCGCCGUGCUGAAGCUGGAUAACACUGUGAUGGGGCAGACAGCCUGGAAGCCUGUGGGCCAGCAGGCCUGGAACCAGACCUUCACCCUGGAGCUGGAGAGGGCGCGGGAGCUGGAGAUCUCAGUGUACUGGCGGGAUUACCGCAGCCUCUGUGCCUUGAAGCACCUCAAGCUGGAAGAUUUCCUGGAUAACCAACGCCACGAGAUCCACCUGGACCUGGAGCCCCAGGGCACCCUGCUGGCUGAGGUGACCUUCUUCAACCCCGUCAUUGAGCGCAUCCCCAAGCUCCAGAGGCAGAAGAAGAUUUUCUCCAAGCAGCAAGGCAAGGCCUUCCUGCGCGCCCGCCAGAUGAACAUUGACAUCGCCACGUGGGUGCGGCUGCUGCGGCGCCUCCUGCCCACCACCAGCUCCACCGGUGCCUACAGCCCCUCGGCCCACAUGCCCGCCGGGCCCGGCUCCGAGGGCCACCACAGCCUGGCCAGAGACUUCUCCAUCGAGAAACUGAGCCUGGACAUUGAUAAGCCGCAGCAGGAGCAGCCAGGCCAGCCGGCCGAUAGUGGGGAGCGACUGGAGAGGGGCGCACUGAGCCCGCAAGCAGGAGACAAGAAGCCGGUGCCGGGAGGAGACACCCAAAGGCCUGGGAAUAGCACCCUGCACAGGACGACGCCCUUGACGCUGGAUGACUUCAGGUUCCUGGCCGUGCUGGGACGCGGGCACUUCGGCAAAGUGCUGCUCUCCGAAUACAGCCGCACAGGGGAGCUCUACGCCAUCAAAGCCUUGAAGAAGGGCGACAUUGUGGCGCGGGACGAGGUGGAGAGCCUGAUGUGCGAGAAGCGGAUCUUCGAGACGGUGAAUAGCUCGCAGCACCCGUUCCUGGUGAACCUCUUCGCCUGCUUCCAGACGCCUGAGCACGUCUGCUUCGUCAUGGAGUACACGGCCGGCGGCGACCUCAUGAUGCACAUCCACACGGACGUCUUCACUGAGCCACGGGCCACGUUUUACGCUGCCUGCGUCGUCCUUGGCUUGCAGUUUCUUCACGAGCGCAAAAUAGUGUACAGGGACCUGAAGCUGGAUAAUUUAUUACUGGACAAGGACGGUUUUGUGAAGAUCGCAGACUUUGGCCUGUGCAAGGAAGGGAUGGGCUAUGGCGACCAUACCAGCACGUUCUGCGGGACCCCCGAAUUCCUGGCGCCCGAGGUGCUGACAGACACGUCCUACACCCGCGCUGUGGACUGGUGGGGGCUGGGCAUCUUGGUCUACGAGAUGCUGGUGGGGGAGUCCCCGUUCCCAGGUGACGACGAGGAGGAGGUGUUUGACAGCAUCGUGAAUGACGAGGUGCGGUACCCCCGCUUCUUGUCCACCGAAGCCAUUGGCGUCAUGCGCCGGCUCCUGCGCAGGAACCCGGAGCGACGCCUGGGCUCCAGCGAGCGGGACGCCGAGGACGUCAAGAAGCAGCCGUUCUUCAGGUUCAUUGACUGGGAGGCCCUGCUGGCCCGGCGGCUCCCUCCCCCCUUCGUCCCCGUCAUCAAGGGGCGUGAGGACAUCAGCAACUUCGACGAGGAGUUCACGGCCGAGGCACCCGCACUGACGCCGCCCCGCGAGCCGCGCCCGCUCUCCGCCGCCGAGCAGGAGGCCUUCCGCCACUUCGACUACCUCGCGGACACCUGCUAGCCCAGGGGAGAGCUGGGCCGCGGGAGUGGACGGGGGGUUUCCCACCAGCACCCCCUGGGGCUCUGAAGGACUCUGCGGAGGAAGCCUGCCCCCACCUGUGUGAAGGACUCACUGGGGCGGGGAGUCGGCCUGGAUCCGUGCUUUGGGGGCAGUUUGGCUCCAAGGCCACAGAAGCAGGACAGCGGAGGUGGAUCUCUUGGAAUCCAUGCCAGGACCGCUGCCCCCAACCCCACCUGCCCCCUGUCUGAGCCCCCCGCUGCCCCUUCUGUCCAUAACUUUCUCUUGGACCGCUGUAGUUUUGCCAACUAGUGGAGGGGAUGAGCACAGAGCUGGCCCCGCCCUGGUUCCUACCCCAGUCUGGGUCUGGCCUUGGGGCUUCCAUGGGUGAAAGGCCGAGCCCCGCCCCCUGCUCCCAGAUGCAGGGGUGCAGCGAGAGGAGGGGUCUGUGCCUUGCGUCCUGGGCAGGGGAAGGAUGGGCACUGAGGGGAGGAUGGGCACUGAGGGAAGGUGGGGGCCUUGCCAGGCCAGGGUGGAGUCAGCUCGUGGGGGUGGGGAGCUGUUGGACCCUCAGGGCAAGUAGGGGCCACUCUGAGGGCAGAGGAGUGGCACCCAAUGUUGGGUCCUGGGGGAGGACUGGUGGGAUGCUCCAUGGCCAGGUCCCAGAAGAGUGCCCAGGAGAGUCCUCCCCCGCCCCAUACAGUGACCCAGCCCCCUGCCCUUGCCCCUCUCUGAGACCCUGGAAACCUCCCCUGAGCUAGGGGGCUUUAUGCCCUGCAGCCCCUCAUCCUACUGCAGCUCUACCCAGGGCUCAGCUGCCCUCUUCCCAUGGCUGUAGGCCCAUCUGGUCCCCCAGGACCUGGCAAGGGGCAGCCCAGCCCUUUGCCCGAGGGCUCUGCCUCGUAUCAUGGAUCAUUUGGAGUAUCUGGAGCCGGGUGACGCAGGAACUGGUGGAGGCAGCUGCCGCUGGGCGGGGCAUGGGGGCUGUUUAUAGAGGGAGCCCUGGCCUGGCACUGAAAUGCAGCUGCCUCUGGGGUGGGCUGUUUCAGCUGCUUAACAGCCACCAGCAACAGCACACAACAACUGGAGGGGAAGGAACUGGAGGCAGGCUGCAGGGGCUGCCCCAAGGGGACUUUGGCCAGAAAGCUGGCGCUCCCACCCGUCACUGGCCAUGGGCUGGGCCAUGUUUUUAAGAACACGGUGGCCAAACACCUGUUGGGGACGGUCUAGGUACCUGUGGCCCUGCCUUGGUGCAGGGUGCUGGACUUGACCUCUCGGGUCCCUUCCAGCCUGAUGACUGAUCAGGGCUCCAGCUUUAAUUCUAAGCCAAAACCGGGGGGGCCCUGUGCAUUGCCUUGAAAGGGAGAGUGCCCCCCUCCCCUGCUCCUUGCAGCACAGUGCCCCCUAGUGCCACGCUGUUGUUUUAGGGUCAGCACUGACUGUGAAGGGAGAGUGCCCCUGCCAUGCUCCCCCACCCUGCUUCCUGUAGCACAGCACCCCCAGUGCUGUAUGGGGGCACUGAGCCCCUGUCCCACUCCCUGCAUUUUCCUUGUCUCUCACGUGUCUGACCGCACUCAGCAUGAUAUCCUAGCUCCCCGCUCUGCAUUGCAUGAAGGUUAAAGGGGCUGAAGCCACAUCACCCCUGAUAAAGGGAAGCAGGGGCCUCCCUGGGUAUGACUGGGGUGAGAGCUGGGGGCUGCUGGCCCCAUGGGGAUGGGGCAGAGCCCAGGCAGGCACAAGGGCUGAGGGCACAGCAGAUCCACAGCGGCUGGGGGUAAGGAUUCCCUGUGUACUCCCAUGCCCGGUGGGGGAGGGCAAGGGGGGAGAUGGCCACUGUCUCUAAAUUCCCACCCACGGGGUGCUGCCCUGUCCUGCAGCGCCUCCCCAUGGGGGCUUCAUGCACUUGCCUGUUGCUCCAGCCUCCACUGAGCUGUGCCCCUGACCGCAGUGUUGGGGUUGCAGGGAAGUGUUGCCACAAGAGGGGCCAUUCUCCCUGGUCGGCAGGAGUCAAGCCCACUGCUUAUGAAUGGGUGGGGGGGUCUAGCAAUGGAGGUGGGAUUGAGAAUCAGGACUCCUGGGUUCUGUUACUGAUGGGGAAAAGAGAAAGGUCAAGUGGUUAAAGAGGGGGCAUGUGGCCAGAAGUCAGGGUUCUGUCCUGGACCUAGGAGUGUGAGCUCUGGUGGUUAGAGCAGGAGGGGCUGGGAGCCAGGAUUUCUGGGUUCUGUCAUUGGCUCUGCCACUGACUUGCUGUGUGCAGCUGGUGGAGUCACGUUUCUGUGUGCCUCAGUUUCCCCUUCCGUAACAUUCCCGCCCCUGCCUGUCAGCCUUUGGGGUGGGGUCGCUGUGGCUCCAGGCAAAGGCUCAAAGUUACAGUCCCCCUGCCAGCGCCCUGCCACCCGCCUGCCUUUUAACUACCUCUGUCCCCGCAGGGAGACCCUCGGGCUGUGUUCUGUGGGGUGAGAGGGAGCUAAUCAGCUGCCUUUGUGGUAUGAGAUAUGAAUAGUAAAUUAUAGACCAGUUAAGCAAAUGUCGCA
Messenger RNA from Dermochelys coriacea (leatherback sea turtle), 6120 nucleotides. RefSeq names its product protein kinase N1 (gene PKN1). The transcript is spliced from 22 exons. Lineage: Eukaryota; Metazoa; Chordata; Testudines; Dermochelyidae. The coding region runs from base 755 to 3589 and encodes 944 amino acids. The record is from RefSeq and is a predicted model, not a curated record. Gene Ontology annotation, molecular function: small GTPase binding; ATP binding; protein serine/threonine kinase activity. Gene Ontology annotation, biological process: protein phosphorylation; signal transduction.